AAGAUUGAGGGCAGGCGUUGGUCUGUGGCAUCCCUUCCCUCCUCUGGUUACGGCACAAACACUCCAAACAGCUCUAACUCUCAGUGUUCAUCACAAGAAAAGUUGCACCAAUUGUGCCAUUUAUCACACGAAGACUCCUCUCAUACGACUGGUGGCGCACAUGUCGGCCAUCACACGCAUCACUGUUGUCAUCACCUCAACCACAAUCUCUUACAACAUACACAUCACCACAAGAUAUUAAAUUUAGAAGCGGCUCAACAUUUCAGUAGUAAUGACAGCAAUCAGGGAUAUGACGACGAGGUUCGAUGCCUUUCACCAAUGAUUAGGCCGCGCUCUAGGAGUCUCAGUAGUCCUGUCCGGUCCCCCAGCGCUGACAGCGAAAGGAGAUUCCCGAAAGCCACGCAACAAAUGGAGGAAAAGCUGUCGAAAUUCAUAAGCGAUCAGUUGAACGUCGAUGACAUCGAGUGUUGGGCCGCAUCUGACGCA
Molecule: messenger RNA, 486 nt
Organism: Oppiella nova
Lineage: Eukaryota; Metazoa; Arthropoda; Arachnida; Sarcoptiformes; Oppiidae
Source: the annotation of a GenBank genome assembly